Messenger RNA from Octopus sinensis (East Asian common octopus), 1449 nucleotides. RefSeq names its product signal peptide, CUB and EGF-like domain-containing protein 2. The record is from RefSeq and is a predicted model, not a curated record. NCBI's taxonomy places the organism in Eukaryota, Metazoa, Mollusca, Cephalopoda, Octopoda, Octopodidae. The transcript has 10 exons. Gene Ontology annotation, molecular function: calcium ion binding. Bases 25 to 1248 code for a protein of 407 amino acids.
GGAGCGACAUACAGACAGACAACGAUGAGGAUCCGUUACCUCGGUUUCUUUGCCUUGCUGUUUUUUUCCUCGAUGAAACUCUCUACACAGGAGUUGAGUACUAAAAAUCCUUGUUGUGCUGGAUUUGUGGGAAGUGUCGAUGGCUGUAGAGACGUUGAUGAAUGUGCAGAAAACAACGGCGGUUGCGGUGCGGUGUGCAACAAUACCGCCGGAGGAUAUUUUUGUUCCUGCCAGGAAGGUUACGAAUUACGAAACAGGACGCACUGCCGAGACACAGAUGAAUGCUACUACGACAAUGGGAAUUGUAACCAAAAGUGUAACAACAGCAUGGGCACUUACAAUUGUUACUGUGACCAUGGUUACCAAUUGAUAAACGAAACCUAUUGUGAUGACGUGAACGAGUGCCUGGACGGGAAUGGUGGUUGCGGCCAUUACUGCAACAAUGUACCUGGGACUUAUUCCUGCACUUGCAUCAACGGUUACUCACUGCAGAAUGAAACAGCAUGCAUCGAUAUAAAUGAAUGCGAUUUGAGGAACGGAGGUUGUGAGGAGAUGUGUUUCAACACCCCAGGGAGCUUCUACUGUGCCUGCCAUCAGGGGUUCAAGCUCACAGACAAAAGACUAUGCCUGGACAUCAAUGAAUGUGACCACAUGAACGGAGGAUGUAACCAUCACUGCAACAACACCAUUGGUGGACAUAAGUGUGAGUGUUUCCAUGGUUACAGUCUCCAAAACAGAACACAGUGCAUCGACAACAAUGAAUGUGCCGAGAUGAACGGCGGCUGUGAACACAUGUGUCACAAUAUCCCGGGGAGCUACAACUGCAAGUGUAACCAAGGAUACCGUCUAAUAGACAACAUCUACUGCAGAGAUAUCAACGAAUGCACGGAGGUUCACGACUGCGGUGGCGGGUGUCGCAACACAGUGGGCGGCUACGUAUGUACGUGUCAGCAGGGCUUCCAGUUAAUGAACUGGACACACUGCGAAGACAUCAACGAAUGUAGGUGCAACAAUGGUGGAUGCCCUUUCCCUUACAGAUGCGUUAACAAACCCGGGCACCACUACUGUGAUUGUCCCUUCGGGUUUGGAGUUAGAGGGAACAUGUGUCACCUUUUGAUACCUCAAAAGCAACUGAACUUCACUCUCCCCAAUAACCCAAAAGUCUUACCAAGAAUGAAGCCGCAAUUACAUACCACAACUGUGAUACCACCUAAAAAAUCAAUCAGAAGCGAGGCAGGAUGGUCAUAAAUGGAAUGCUAUCCAUUGCUUCAUUUGCACCAAUCUCUUCAAUCGCAGCUGCCAUGGAAUCUAAACAACAUCGACAACAAAGUCAUUAUCGACUAUUACUACCUAUCACACAUUAUAUAUUGUAGUCCUCGAUACACAUAGUCUAAACCUUCACUAUCUGCUCAUAAAACAAGUUCGCCGACUUAUACAUAACAUUGGAAA